Molecule: messenger RNA, 809 nt
Organism: Alternaria rosae
Lineage: Eukaryota; Fungi; Ascomycota; Dothideomycetes; Pleosporales; Pleosporaceae
Exons: 4
Coding region: 396-689 (97 amino acids)
Source: RefSeq, a predicted model, not a curated record
GGCGGAUUGGCGCACUUCUAAAUCCUAUACCCCCUCAGCCACUCACAGACCGCCAUUGCCUGUCCGCUGGCUAUCUUACCCUGAGAGCAAGACCGAGGAUCUUGACGCGUGCAACCAUCUUGUUCAAAUACGGCCAGAGGCCCUUGUAGUCCCUCUCGGCAUCCGGGUUGGGCUGCCACUUACCUCCCUCAAGGUUCAUGGAAGCGAGAGGACUUCAAACAUGAAGGUCCCCACCCACGUCUAUGAUGUGCAAAAGGCUCGACCGCUCUCGGGCUCCCGGGUCCGUUGAACAUUCACGGCCACUACCAUGAUCUCCCACGGGUACCUGAUCGCACUGACGUCUGUCUGCUGCUCUGUCUGGCUUACUAUAACAUAACGGACCGUCGCGCAGCUGCAUGCUAAUCCGGAGAUUUCAUCAAACGUACCAACAAAAUCGCUUGCUUGCCAUCCAUUAUUGCUUGUGCCUAUCCCUUUGGAGCUCUUACUCGUCAAUCGCCUCUAACGCCUCACGCCCGUUCUUUCCUACCACCAUGUGCGACUACACACAAGUUCAAUACAAGUGCACUCACGUCCGUUACGUUGUCAAAGCCUGGUGCACCAAGUACCAACAAACGCAUGUAAGGUGUCCGGCCAAUGUCACGGCAGUAGAAUACAGACUCAACGAGAACUGCGGCGAUUGCAGACGAUGACACGAAUCCGCUCCUCUGCAUCAUUUCUUAUCAUCACGGUUGCAAUAUAGCACGGCGUACACGGCGAAUACGGCGGGAAGCUGCACAAUACCCCAUUUUGAAUGUUUUCCUACCUUUUUG